Messenger RNA from Closterium sp. Yama58-4, 459 nucleotides. Lineage: Eukaryota; Viridiplantae; Streptophyta; Zygnematophyceae; Desmidiales; Closteriaceae. The record is from the annotation of a GenBank genome assembly.
AUGGGGGAGGGGAAGAAGCAGAGAGUAGCGGAGGGAGAUGAGGCAGUAGCGAGGACGAGUGGGCGAGAGGAGGAGGUGAGGGUGGCGAUGGAGGAGGUGCAGAGGGCGAUGGAGGAGGUGCGGGAAUGUGUGGAGGAGUGGGUGGCGGCAAUUCUCAGGGUGGUGCCGCGGGUUAGGGAUAAGCUGGAUGGGAGGGUGCAUGACGAGGCGGGGUGGACGUGGAGGGAAACCGUGGUGUACGAACUGUCCCAACCCGGCAUGGCAGAGGUGUGGUGGUGCGGUGGUGCUGUGAUGCAAGGCAGGUGCGGUGGUGCUGUGAUGCAAGGCAGGUGCGGUGGUGCUGUGAUGCAAGGCAGGUGGGCAUAUGGUACGUACUGCAUAUUGCAUGCGACCCCUGUGCGUAGUGUGCUCUCCACACUUGUCAUUGUUUCUGAGGCGAUGGAGGAGUCGUGGACGUGA